AUGCAACAAUUUGACACGGAUAUACAGUGUGAUACUACAACUACCCCGUUUUCUGUAAAGGAUAUACUCAGUGUAAGUGAUUUAAGCGAGAAUUACUAUUUCGGAAAUACUGUAAAGAAAGAACAAAGUGACGUUUUCUAUCCAUCGUAUUGGGACAAUUCGGGAUAUUUUGGUUUUAAUGAACAAUAUGGAUGUUAUCUUGGAGGUGAAGGUGAAAAUUUCGUGAAUAAGAACUAUUGGAACUGUGAUAAUUAUCAGGAAUCAAAUCAGAAUCAUUUACAGCAUUUGAGUCAUCUCUACAGCAAUCAACAGACUGAACACUCGCAAAGGAACAAAGAUGAUGGUUAUAUCAAAAUUGAAAGUCCAAAAAUUCAACAAGUGACCAGUUCAAAAACGGAGCUCAGGAAGUCCGGCCGACAAAGAUCGAAAAGAAAACCGAGAGUGUUGUUUAGUCAAGCCCAAGUGUACGAGCUAGAACAAAGAUUUAAACAACAAAAAUAUCUAUCGGCACCUGAGAGAGAACAGAUGGCGCAAGGGCUUAAACUGACACCAACACAAGUAAAAAUUUGGUUUCAAAAUAGGAGGUAUAAAAAUAAACGGCAGAGGCUAGAGAAAACUGAGAUGGAAAGAAAAUCCGAUAAUGUAGUAACAAGUUCAGGAUAUUGCAUAGUACCUCAAAUACAACAAAAUCCCUAUACUAUGUUUCAAACUACUAGCGAUAUUUACUCACAAAAUGAAUAUAUGUGUCAAGAAAAGUAUAAUGAAAUCGGCAUGGGAUUUAACUAA
Diorhabda carinulata is the source of this 786-nucleotide messenger RNA. Its product is annotated as homeobox protein LOX10-like. Lineage: Eukaryota; Metazoa; Arthropoda; Insecta; Coleoptera; Chrysomelidae. Gene Ontology annotation, molecular function: DNA-binding transcription factor activity, RNA polymerase II-specific; RNA polymerase II cis-regulatory region sequence-specific DNA binding. The transcript is spliced from 3 exons. The record is from RefSeq and is a predicted model, not a curated record. Gene Ontology annotation, cellular component: nucleus. Bases 1 to 786 code for a protein of 261 amino acids. Gene Ontology annotation, biological process: cell differentiation; regulation of transcription by RNA polymerase II.